Messenger RNA from Hippoglossus stenolepis (Pacific halibut), 3991 nucleotides. Its product is annotated as double-strand-break repair protein rad21 homolog A. Gene Ontology annotation, biological process: synaptonemal complex assembly; mitotic sister chromatid cohesion; replication-born double-strand break repair via sister chromatid exchange. Gene Ontology annotation, molecular function: chromatin binding; protein binding. The record is from RefSeq and is a predicted model, not a curated record. Gene Ontology annotation, cellular component: cohesin complex; synaptonemal complex. Bases 149 to 2053 code for a protein of 634 amino acids. The transcript is spliced from 14 exons. NCBI's taxonomy places the organism in Eukaryota, Metazoa, Chordata, Actinopteri, Pleuronectiformes, Pleuronectidae.
GAGGAGGAGGAGGAAGAGGAGGAGGAGGAGGAAGAGGAGGAAGAGGGGGAGGAGGUGGAGGAAAAACGACCAAAACCCAGAACGGCUGAACCGGCCUGACAGCCUCCCCCCUUCCCCUUUCCCCUCGUGGUGAGAAGGCGCUGACACAAUGUUCUACGCCCACUUCGUCCUCAGCAAGCGUGGGCCGCUGGCCAAGAUCUGGCUGGCGGCCCACUGGGACAAGAAGCUGACCAAAGCCCACGUGUUCGAGUGCAAUCUGGAGAGCAGCGUGGAGAGCAUCAUCUCACCCAAGGUGAAAAUGGCUUUGCGGACGUCGGGGCACCUGCUGCUGGGGGUGGUGAGGAUCUACCACAGGAAGGCCAAGUACCUGCUGGCCGACUGUAAUGAGGCCUUCAUCAAGAUCAAGAUGGCUUUUAGACCAGGUGUGGUGGAUCUGCCAGAGGAGAACAGAGAAGCAGCCUACAACGCCAUCACUCUUCCUGAGGAGUUCCACGACUUCGACCAGCCACUGCCCGACCUCGAUGACAUUGACGUGGCUCAGCAGUUCAACUUGAACCAGAGCAGAGUGGAGGAGAUCACCAUGAGAGAGGAGGUGGGCAACCUCAACCUGCUGCAGGACAAUGACUUUGCUGACUUCGGGAUGGAAGACCGCGAGAUGAUGCGAGAGGAGAGUGCGUUCGAGGUGGACAUCAUGGCGACGUCGGCUUCCAACCUGCUGCUGGAGGCGGAGGGCGUGGCUAACCCGAUAGUGGACAAGUCCAACCACCUGGAGUACGACGACCACUACAAGGACGACUUUGGUGACAACCCCAUGGAGAGCAGUGAGGGGGGCAUGCUGGUGGACAAGCUUCUGAGCAAUGAGGACGGAGGUGGCAUCUUUGACGACCCCCCCGCCAUCACAGCGAGUGUGAUGAUGCCUCAGGACCACGGAGAUGAUGACGAUGACUUUGACGCCCUCUCAGCGGGAGCUCCAGACAGUCCAGACUCAGGCCCCACAGAGCCCCUCCCGGUCAUGGCCGACCAGACGGAACAGACGGCGCUGGUUCACAACGAGGAGGAAACCUUUGCCCUGGAGCCCAUUGACAUCACAGUGAAGGAGACCAAGGCAAAGCGUAAGAGGAAGUUGAUUGUGGACAGCGUGAAGGAGUUGGACAGUAAAACCAUCCGUGCACAGCUCUCUGACUACUCAGACAUCGUCACCACGCUGGACCUGGCGCCUCCCACCAAGAAGCUGAUGAUGUGGAAGGAGACCGGGGGAGUCGAGAAGCUCUUCUCCCUGCCAGCUCAGUCGCUCUGGAACAUGAGGCUGCUCAAGAUGUUCACAAGGUGUCUGACGCCACUGGUACCUGAUGAGAUGAGGAAGAGGAGGAAAGGUGGCGAGGCCGACAGUCUGGAUGAGUUCCUCAAAGAUCUGGAGAAUCCAGAGGUCCCCAGAGAGGAAACAACAGGUCCCCAGCAGAGAGACAUCAUGGACCAGACCAUCAUGGAGGAGGCCAGCAUGCUUCAGACUGCAGCGGUGGAGGGCAGCAGGACCACACUGGACGAGUCAGUGAUGCCGCCACCAUCUUCCCAACGAGGCAUAAAACGCAAAUCCCAGGACACAGAGCCAGAUCUGCCUAUGGGAGCUUUGGACGAGCAACAGCAGCAGCAGCAGCAGCAGCUGGAGACACCAUCCAAUGUGGACUUGCCCCCAGAGGAGACCACCUCGAGCAUCAGCCAGCUGAUAGAGUUGGACCUGCUCAUUGACAAGAAGAAGAACGAUGACAACUCUGAUGAAGAGGAGGAGGAGGUGCAGGGAGACCAGGACCAGGAGGAGAGGAGGUGGAACAAAAGAACCCAGCAGAUGCUCCAUGGCCUCCAGAGGGUGAUGGACAAAACGGGCACCCAGUCGAUCAGCCUGCUGGACAUGUGCUGCAACAACAACAGGAAGCAGGCGGCAGCCAAGUUCUACAGCUUCCUGGUUCUGAAGAAGCAGCAGGCGGUGGAGCUGGUGCAGGCGGAGCCUUACAGUGACAUCAUCGCCACGCCCGGACCUCGCUUCCACAUCAUCUAGAAAACGCUCCUUAGCAUUUGGUUUGUUCGUUAAAUUCACAAAACGCUUUAUUUAUUUAUUUAUUUGAGUUUAUUGACUUUGUUUUAGGAAAUAUGUGGUUUUUGCUUUGUUUACUGGUGAUGUAUAUGUAUGUCGGCCUGAAAUAUUUUAAAGUCGAGCAGUGAUGGGAGGAAAGAGGACUGAAUACCAUGGUUGGAUCAUAGAGAGAGAAUUGCAACUCCAAACAUGGACGAUUUUAAUUUUAUUCUUAUUUAUCAUUAUUUAUUCUAUCUUGUGAAUCAAAAGGACUCUACCAAAUCCGAACCCUUGUUGUUUGGAGUUGCUUUUUAGGCGUUUUGUUGCACCAAACUAAUCUAUUUUAAGAUUUGUUUAAAGUGGAAGACGACUGUGUGUGUUUGUGCUCCGAUAACUCAAUCAACCAUGUUACUGAGAGACUCAAAUCUCCCACUGCUGCAUGAAGAAGAUCUCAUCUGCAGUGUUGUCACGUACACAGACAUCAGCCCAAAAGGAGCAUGCACUAUAUCCAGUUUCUGCAGGAGUACAAUUAAACAGUUACUUAAAUAGUGAUUUGCAAACUCAACCAGCAAUUAAUCAUUAUACAACUGUAGCGUAGCACUUUAUAAACUCUCUGCUUGCUAGAGUUCUGUCCCAAGUCUUUAGACAAAAUAAAGUAGACAAAAACAAACAGUACAACUUUUAAGGUGCUGUUGUUGUACACUAUUCUCCUACAAUACAUUUCAGUAUGCUGGUUUCCUCUCAAGGAAAUAGCUAUAAACAUUAGUAUAUAGUCUACACAUAAUUAGUAUUUAGUAUAGAUUUGGGACACAGCUUAUAAAAAAUAUCUAGAGACUUUUAACCUGUAUGUAAACACAAGUGUUCUGCCACGUGUGCAUGCUCUGUGCGGAAUUGCUGCAGAAAUUACAUUUUAUUGCCGUCUUGCUCUUUUACUCUUGAAAUGACACAAACUCAUUUAAUCCAAUGUCCCUUUUAUAAAUGGAAAAUCAUUUAGUUACAGGUGGGUGACAUCUUGUUUUCAGGUGAACUCCGGAUAAUGUCCUGACAUUUUCCAGAACACGGCAGGAGAUUGUCCAGGUCAGACGUGUUCACAACAGGAACAUUUCCAGAACAUGACGUAUACAUUUCACUUUACUGCACAUUGAAGAUGGUGAGCGAAGCAGCUACUAGCUCAGCAGUAAUGUUGACAAGCAGUUUGUCAGCAUCUUUUCCUGCUGUAUUCUCACACGUGCCCACUCAGACAUUUUACCAGGGACUGGCAGCAACUGACUUGCGUUUCCACAUCUGGAAAAUGUCAGGAAAACAUCCGGAGUGCGGUGCCUGUCUGAAAGCAGCUCUACAGUAAUGUUGUAUUAUCUUGACGAAGAAAACAAUUCAGCUGUUACCUUUGACAUGAAGUAGAUAAUCUAUUCAAUGCUCAUACUCAAUAAUCAAUAAUCAAUGUUGUAUUAUACAAGAGUUAUAGAGAAUGAAUAGUAUUUGUUUUUAAUCUAUAAGUAAAACUAAUAAGUAAUCAACUUGGAAACAGUGAACAUGACCAAGUGAGGUCUGAAUGGACAUAUUGAGAACGUGUGUCAUUGUUUGGACUCUUACUACAGACUGAAUCCAGCAGAAAUAACAAAUCACACAGCGUGAAAACAAGCAGACCAACAAGUCAUUGUGGUCCCACUUCUUCCUUCUUGCUUCUGCAAAAGACGGCUGAAUGCAUGGUUUUUAAAAUCCCCUCUCAUGUAAACUGUACGUCAUGUAAUGUCCGAGUGCAGCUUAUAUCUUGAACUAUGUGCCUGUAAACCUGCUUUUAUAUUUUGUAUAAAAGCCCGAGACAAAUCCUCUGAAUCUUGAAAACAUUGGUUAUGUUUCUGUCUGAGUCCUGGAAACUGUCGCAGAACUUUUCAAAUUAAAAUAAAUACUGAGAUUUUAAAA